UCUUCAUAUUCGCUCUCUUAAGAAUGCUAUUGCCACGAUCUUCUUAUCGGUUUCUUGAAACCGAAGGCGGGAACUGAUUCUAUCUUCUGUUCCAUCGAGACUCAUCUCUUUCUUCCAACAAAGAUCUAUGGGGGAGAUACUCUUCUUCCCAUUUCAUCUUCCCUUUUCAUAUAUAUAUGAAUCUAAGGUGUCCCAGAUGAAGGAAUAUCCAAGAUUUCCCGUUUGUUUGACGCAUUUUUCUGGUAAAAGUUAAUACUCUUUCUCUUUCAGCUCUGGUGCGACAAGGAAAUGCCGCGCUUGCUUCACGGGACGCUUCAUGCUAAUAUAUUUGGAAUCGAUAAGCUUCAAACUGGAUUUCCUAUCUUCUGUGGGAAGAAGGAUUUGAUAAAACAAUUUGAUCUGCAUUUGUACGUGUUAAAGUCCAUCAAGAAUCUUAAUUCUACAAAAUACUCUUCACUACAUUAUUUGCAGUCUUUGACUGAGGUGAAUUUUCCAUUGCAGGAUAAGAGGGUAAGUGUCUUUCACUGCGAGAUAACUCGAAAAAGUCAGGUUUUCAUUUUGUUUUUUUUUAUCAGUGCUCUAGUUAAUGUUAGUUUCAUUUACCAUCUUUUUCCAUCUUCUUCUCAUGGAGAAAAGUCAACAAAAAAGUUUCUUGCUGGAGUGAAGAGAUGCAUCCUUUGCCGGCCUGAGAUUGUUGGAUCUCAAAUGUAUGCAACAGUCGAUCUCGAUAAGGCUCGAGUUGGGCGGACAAAAAUCGUGGAUCAACCAUACAGUCCUCAGUGGAAUGAGUAUUUUCGUAUAUACUGUGCCCAUACAGUGUCACAUGUUAUAUUCACAGUUAAAGAUGGAGGUGUAAUUGGUGCAACACUGAUUGGAAGAGCUUAUGUGCCUGUUGAGGAUAUUGUAAAGGGAUAUGUAUAUGAGAAAUGGGUUGAAAUAUUGGAUGAAGACCAUAAGCCUGUCUACGGCCGUUCUAGAAUCUAUGUAAAGUUGCAAUUUUCAAGUGUUAAUGAAGACAGGAGUUGGUCUCGAGGAAUCAUGGAUCCGAGGUUUGGUGGUGUCCCUUACACAUUCUUCAAACAAAGAGGGGGUUGCAGAGUUUCUCUUUACCAGGAUGCUCAUGUUCUGAACAACUUCCUUCCUCGUGUUGGUCUGUCGGGAGGGAAUUAUCAUGAAAUAAACAGGUGUUGGGAGGACAUUUUUGAUGCGAUCAACAAUGCAAGACACAUAAUUUACAUAGCUGGUUGGUCUGUGUACACCGAAAUAACGUUGAUAAGAGACCGAGAAAGAAGAAAUACGGGAGACGACAUUACUCUCGGGAAACUGCUAAAGAAGAAGGCAGAGGAAGGUGUGACUGUGUUGCUUCUUGUUUGGGACGACAUAACUUCCUCUGAAGAUUUCAAAAGAGAAGGUUUGAUGGCAACUCACGAUGAGGAAACUGCAGAAUACUUCAGGGACUCAAAGGUACACUGUGUUCUGUGUCCAAGGAAUCCUGAUGUGGGAAAAAGCUUAGUUCAGGGCUUUGAGACAGCCACCAUGUUUACCCACCACCAAAAGACAAUUGUGCUUGACAGUGAUAUAGCUGGUGGAAGAACGGAUAAAAGGAGAAUUGUGAGUUUUGUUGGUGGUAUUGAUCUGUGUGAUGGGAGAUACGAUACACCAAAACACCCUUUAUUUUCAACUCUAGAUUCAAUCCACUAUAGUGAUUUCCAUCAGCCCAACUUUACAGGCUCUUCAAUCAGGAAAGGAGGUCCAAGGGAACCAUGGCAUGAUAUCCAUUGCCGCCUAGAAGGGCCUGUUGCUUGGGAUGUCCUAUACAAUUUUGAGCAAAGAUGGCAAAAGCAAGUUGGAAACAACUUUCUGAUUCCAAUGCAAAAGCUUGAAGAAACCAUUACCCGUCCAUUAAUGGUUUUACCGUCAGACGACAACGACACAUGGAAUGUUCAAAUAUUUCGAUCCAUCGAUGGCGGUGCAGUUAAGGGCUUUCCAGAUAUACCUGGAGAAGCAGAUAAAGUAGGCCUUGUAAGUGGGAAGAAUAAUAUUAUAGAUAGGAGCAUUCAAGAUGCUUAUAUCAAUGCUAUUCGCAGAGCAAAGGACUUCAUAUACAUUGAGAAUCAAUAUUUCCUUGGAAGUUCUUAUGGUUGGAAAUCAAAUGUUAUAAGGGUAGAAGAAAUCAAUGCCCUGCAUCUUAUUCCGAAGGAGAUCUCACUUAAGAUUGUGAGCAAGAUUGAAGGUGGAGAAAGGUUUACAGCAUAUAUUGUGAUUCCAAUGUGGCCAGAAGGUAUUCCAGAGAGCGCAUCAGUUCAAGCAAUUCUAGAUUGGCAAAGGAGAACCAUGGAGAUGAUGUACACAGACAUAACUCAAGCCCUUCGAAAGAAGGGUCUGGAUGCAAAUCCCAGAGACUACCUGACAUUCUUCUGCCUCGGCAACCGAGAGAAGAAGAGGACCGGAGAACAUGUUCCACCAGAGAAACCGGAGCCCAACUCCGAUUACGCUAGGGCUCAAGAGUUCAGACGCUUUAUGAUCUAUGUUCAUUCAAAAAUGAUGAUAGUUGACGAUGAAUACAUAAUUAUUGGGUCUGCGAACAUCAACCAGAGGUCAAUGGAUGGAGGAAGAGACUCUGAGAUUGCAAUGGGGGCGUUUCAGCCUCAUCACUUGGCCGGCGGGGAGGCUGCAAGAGGUCAAAUCUAUGGCUUCCGAGUGGGUCUCUGGUACGAGCAUCUUGGCUUGUUUGACAAAGUAUUCCAAAACCCAGAGGGUGAAAACUGCGUCCAGUUCGUGAACAAGCUCGCUCAAGAAAACUGGCAACUUUACACGGACGAUACCUUCGACGGGGAUCUUCCUGGUCAUCUUCUUCGGUACCCCAUUGAAGUUGGCCCUGACGGGUCAGUUUCGCCGCUGCCGGCAUUUGAAUUUUUCCCUGACACGAAGGCUCGUGUUCUUGGCCAACUGGCCGAUUAUCUACCCGCAAUCCUUACCACUUGACGACAUGUCGGCUGACCAGGAUCGUUUGAAUGCUUUAAUCGUCUCGUCGUGCCUAGGCUUGGUAGUGUAAUGGUCAAGAUUUGAUUUUAGAUUAGUUGAUUGAUGAUAAAUCAUUUUAUUGUCAUCUCAGUUAAAAGUUGGAACAAAUACCAAGAUUAAUGGAAGAUUAUGAGAACAAAUAUGUAAUUUUCUAAGUCUUGCAAUAUUGAUAUAUUCUCA
Momordica charantia (bitter melon) is the source of this 3204-nucleotide messenger RNA. The record is from RefSeq and is a predicted model, not a curated record. NCBI's taxonomy places the organism in Eukaryota, Viridiplantae, Streptophyta, Magnoliopsida, Cucurbitales, Cucurbitaceae.